Messenger RNA from Amoebophrya sp. A25, 154 nucleotides. The record is from the annotation of a GenBank genome assembly. Lineage: Eukaryota; Dinophyceae; Syndiniales; Amoebophryaceae.
AGAGUUUUAGCGCAUAUGGAACAGAAACAGGAAGUUACCGUCGACAUGGGCGAUGUAAGCAAGCUCGAUCGCCGUCUGAAAAAUCUUCUGCUAGAAGACGAGAGCAAGGCAAAGUACAGUGCAGACAUGUGCUUUCUGGACGUCUCAUUUGCGC